AUGUCGCAAGCGACUGGCGCCGGUGCCCAGGGCACCCGCGCGGCCAACUCGGGUCCCCAGGCUGUUCGGAGCAACCCGCGACCGCGGAGCGGUCCAACAACGCCGAAUAUUUGGCUCCGAAUGGAGCCCGACGAUCCGUCUGCCGACCGUAGCCAAGCCCGGGACGUCAACCCCGGCACCCCUCUCCACGAAGCCGUGACGGCCUGCGUCAUGGUUGCUCUCGGCCUGAUGCGGAGCGACCAAGGCAAAUACACGCUCCCUUACACGGGCGAGGACGUCUUCAAGUACGUGCGGGAGCCCUCCCGGCGUACCUGUACCGAGUCGAGUGGGCUGCAGGCCUGGUCCGACGACUUUGUUGCUCAGCUCAGCAAGGACUUUGUGCGAGUCAGCCUCACGACCCGCACCAACCCUAGGACCAACGGGAGCGAUAUGUGGUUCCAGCGUAUGGACUGGAAGUCGUGGAGGCCCGAUACGUCGGGUAUCAUGUGCUUGAACAAGUUUGCGAUCGAAGCCAUGGUCAAGGCCAAGCAAGGGAAAACCGACCACCACAGGAGAGCGUACGACGCUUUCGCUUUUGCCAUCGGUCUCGAAAUCGCGCGCGGACUGGUGUUCUGCUUCUUUGGAAGCUUGGCGCCAUUCAGCAUGGAGGCUCCCCCAAGCCGCGGCCGUGACCUGGAUGAGGCGUGGGAGGAUCGGAUGUUUCAGGGGGAAAUCCAUAAUGUCAUGGACCCAGAAGACGAGCUUGGCAGAUACCAGGCCGGGGCGCUGUGGUUUAUAGCGAAAGAGACGGGGAAGGCGAGGAGGAUCAUGGUGCCGCCCGGCUGUGGGACGCACCCUCGUGAAAAGUUCAAGCUGCCGCUUGUCACCACGGGUGAAGAGAUCGAUAGGGCCGAGUUCUGGGAUACUCGCGAUGCCAUGGCCGACCUCCGCAGCGGGAACCUUGUCAUGCCCCAUCGGCAGCAAGCUCCCCGUCCCGCCCGCCCUGUUGCCACCCCUUCUGCCAACGCCAACGCCAACGGCGCACAGGCAAAGCAGCCCGCGAAAGCCACACGGCCCGUGACCACGACCACGGCGGCGGCAAAGACCACAACUACAACCACGGCCAAGCCCACGACCACAACCACGGCCACUGCCACGGCCACGACAAACGGGCAGCGCCGAACUGCCGCCAACACAACUGGUAGCAACACGACUGGUAGCGUUGGUGGUAACGGUGCGGGUAGGGGUGCUGCCCCCGCCUCCCUCAAAGCGAACGCCGCAGGCACCGUCGGAAGCGGGGGCGCGCAGACGUGGGACCGGAUCGCACACAACGUCGUGGCACACUACAGCGCGACGACGCCGCAGCGCACCAAGCUGCUGGACGCCUUCCUGGCGUUUUUGGUGGCGGUCGGCGGGCUGCAGUUCGCGUACUGCGUGCUGGCGGGGAACUACCCGUUCAAUGCGUUCUUGUCCGGGUUCUCGGCGACGGUGGGGCAGUUUGUUCUGACGGCUUCGUUGAGGAUCCAGACGACGGAGGCGAACAAGGGGGAUUUCCCUGCUGUGUCGCCCGAGCGCGCUUUUGCCGACUACGUCGUGUGCAGUUUGAUCCUGCACUUUUUCUGCGUCAACUUCAUCAACUAG
Chaetomium fimeti is the source of this 1620-nucleotide messenger RNA. Its product is annotated as DAD family-domain-containing protein. Gene Ontology annotation, cellular component: oligosaccharyltransferase complex; membrane. Lineage: Eukaryota; Fungi; Ascomycota; Sordariomycetes; Sordariales; Chaetomiaceae. The record is from RefSeq and is a predicted model, not a curated record. The coding region runs from base 1 to 1620 and encodes 539 amino acids. Gene Ontology annotation, biological process: protein N-linked glycosylation. The transcript has 7 exons.